GUAGGAGUCUGGAAGGAAGUGCCGGCCAGUGCUGGUGACUGCAGGAUGACCCAAGUGCCCAAAGUUCGUCUCUCGGGGGGUUUGGAGAUCUGCCGGGUCUUAAACGGCAUGUGGCAGGUCUCCGGGUUCCAUGGCACGGUGGAUCGACGCAAAGCAGUGGAGGCCAUGCAGGCCUAUGUAGACACUGGUCUGACCACAUUCGACAUGGCGGACAUUUACGGCCCCGCUGAAGAGAUAUUUGGACAAUUCAACAGCCAGCUAAAGUCAUCUGGAAGUCCCGCACCAGCUCUGCAGGGUCUAACUAAAUGGGUUCCUAGACCAGGCCCGAUGGAUCGCACGGUGGUGGAAAAGGCGGUGCAGUACUCCCUGGCUCGUAUGCAGGUUGACACUCUGGACUGUGUUCAGUUUCACUGGUGGGACUACAGAGACAAAAGAUAUCUGGAUGCACUGGGACACCUGUCUGACCUACAGCAAGAGGGGGUCAUACGAGAGCUGUCCCUCACCAACUUUGACACCCAGAGACUGGAGGAGAUCACCAACAAAGGAAUCCACAUCUCAAGCAACCAGGUCUUUUAA
Messenger RNA from Lampris incognitus (smalleye Pacific opah), 576 nucleotides. Its product is annotated as 2,5-diketo-D-gluconic acid reductase A-like. Lineage: Eukaryota; Metazoa; Chordata; Actinopteri; Lampriformes; Lampridae. The coding region runs from base 46 to 576 and encodes 176 amino acids. Gene Ontology annotation, molecular function: oxidoreductase activity. The record is from RefSeq and is a predicted model, not a curated record. The transcript is spliced from 6 exons.